Molecule: messenger RNA, 2348 nt
Organism: Oncorhynchus keta (chum salmon)
Lineage: Eukaryota; Metazoa; Chordata; Actinopteri; Salmoniformes; Salmonidae
Product: ubiquinone biosynthesis O-methyltransferase, mitochondrial-like
Exons: 6
Coding region: 86-1105 (339 amino acids)
Biological process (GO): ubiquinone biosynthetic process
Molecular function (GO): 2-methoxy-6-polyprenyl-1,4-benzoquinol methyltransferase activity
Source: RefSeq, a predicted model, not a curated record
UUUCCACUCGAACAGUAAGAUAAUGAGUACACCACGGUCACAUUGACCUGUCUACCGAACACAAAUAUAAAUAUAAAAAACAGACAUGUAUUCAAAGAAGUUUGGACGUCUCAUCUUAGGGUUUUGCACCCGCUGUUCAACAAGUGUGGUGAAUGGCACUCCUACUUCAACUCGGACUACAGUCAGCUGGACUUCAGUAUGUAAACAUCACACGCAGUUUCUGGAGCGUCGCUCUCAAAUGGGUUUCGCGCAUGUGAGGAUUCGCUCUGCCUCCAAGACCACUGUGGACCCAAAUGAGGUGAAGAGGUUCCAGCUUCUCGCCAACAAGUGGUGGAAUGAGCAGGGAGACUUCGCAGCCCUCCACUCCAUGAAUGACCUCAGGGUGCCUUUCAUACGGGAUAAUCUGUUGAACGCACAUGGUGGGCGGCGCCCGGGGAAACCCCUGGCAGGGCUCAGAAUACUGGACGUAGGCUGUGGAGGGGGGUUGCUCACUGAGCCCUUGGGUAGACUGGGGGCAGAUGUACUAGGCAUUGAUCCGGUGGCAGACAGUAUUGGGACAGCGGAGGUACAUGCGUGGCAUGAUCCAGACCUGCGUGGCAAUGUGCGCUACCGUGCCAUCACUCUGGAGGAGCUCUCUGAAAAGGGGGGGCAGGGAGCGGGGCAGUUUGAUGCAGUGGUGGCCUCGGAGGUGGUGGAACAUCUGGCUGACCUGGAAACCUUCACACUCUGCUGCAACCAGGUGCUCAAGCCAGGAGGCUCCCUCUUCAUCACGACCAUCAACAAGACCCAGCUGUCGUACGCCCUGGCCAUCGUGGCAGCAGAGGAGGUGCUACGCAUCGUGCCCAGCGGGACCCAUGACUGGGACAAGUUUGUCAGCCCCAUGGAGCUGGAGCGCCUGCUAGAGUCCAAUGGUUUCCAUGUGGAGUCUAUCCGAGGGAUGCUGUAUAACCCUCUGUCAGGGGCCUGGAGCUGGACAGAGAGCACCAGCAUCAACUACGCCCUGCACGCGGUCAAACUCGAGGAGGAACCGAACCUUGACGAGGACGACCCCGAAGACCCCACCGUGAUAGUGGCCCAAGCUAAGGCCAGACGCUGGUACAACUGACUUGACCGCGGGAGAGAGUUGUCAUAAGUGGUCCGCUGCAACACAGAUCCUCUGAUCUCUGAAGGGAAAGGCAAUGGACCUGAAAAACACAAAGCAUUUGAGAAAGUUAUAGUUCAGUGCUUGAUACAAAUACAUAGUGUUUUCUUUCAGCCAGGCCAUGAUGAUUCUGUGAGUUCACAGCAUAAUGAGUCCCUCUGAAUUGCGUGAACUGUUUAAGCUUUCAAGGCUUGUCAUUACAAUGUCAUCUGUUAUGGUAGAAGUGUUCAUCAUCAUGAUUGACAUCUCAGGUCUCUGAUUUACUACUGAGCAGGAUGUUUUCUUCAAAUACAGUCACAAUGUCUGUUCAUCAAAAUCCAUUGUAUGGAUAUUGUUUGUCUUUGACAUGCUUAUUAUAUCCUCCAUUAGGAAAUGAAAUGGUUUCCUUUUAAGAUUCUCUGAUCUGACGAUUAUUCCUCUCUAGUGUCAUUUCAACAGUGUGAAGAUACAGUCCAAAUCAGUGAUGUGGUGUUUCAGUUGUAAAUCCUGUGCUGAAAUUCAGGAUCUGAGGGCUUUUUAUAUUAGAAAAGUCUUUAGAUUUUCUGUCCGCAUAUUUCCUGCUAAUCCCUGAAAUAUAGGAGGGGGAGAUCAGGCUGCUUCGGCCUUUUCUUGCUCUCUUUCUCUCUACUCUGUAGCCAUGGUGAUUUUGAGAUUAUAAUUGGCUUCUGGCUGAACUAUUACAUAAGACUCAAACAAGCCUCCCAACUAAAAUCAUGCUUGCAAGUUAUUAUUCAAAACAGACACAAUCAUUGGCCGGAUGUUUCAAGAAGUGCAGUCACAGUAGUGUAUUUGAUCGUCCACAGAUGGUCUGUGUUUCUGUCACGCCCAGGACUGUGUUGAAAUGUAAAAAGGUAUAUGUUUUUUUUUUACCCUCAUGACACAAAUGUUGUUAUUCUAGUCACAUGCCCCACUGGCUUCUAACAAAUUUGCAUUUAAAAGCUGCUCAUUUUAUGUCCAACUUGGAUUAUGGGUCAAUGUAGGCUGUAGAACAGUCCAGGGCUGGUUUUCAGUCACAUACAUAAACAGAAUAAGAUUGCUCUCCCAUAAAUUUAGCAGACCAGGAUGAACAUGUACAAUCUGUCCAAUAGACUAGUCUACCUCCACUGACGUGAGCGCCGCUGGAGUGCACACGCUUGCAGUAUGGCUGUGCAGUAAGGAUAUUGGAUGUAUAAGCAGGAAGCUAUAAUAAACGGAUUAUUGAAUACGA